This is a messenger RNA of Emiliania huxleyi CCMP1516, 4544 nucleotides long. RefSeq lists its product as hypothetical. NCBI's taxonomy places the organism in Eukaryota, Haptophyta, Isochrysidales, Noelaerhabdaceae. The annotation marks the transcript as partial. Gene Ontology annotation, cellular component: membrane. Gene Ontology annotation, biological process: transmembrane transport. The transcript has 26 exons. The record is from RefSeq and is a predicted model, not a curated record. Gene Ontology annotation, molecular function: ATP hydrolysis activity; ATP binding; ABC-type transporter activity.
AUGGCCAUCUGGCUAGCGCAGCUAUUGCGUCGCUACCUGCUACUCUGGGUCUGGUCGCUGGUUUGGCGUGGCUGGCGCCGGCCACUCGAGGCGCACGACCUGCCUGCCCUGCCUCCUGGGCUGACCCAGUCCGAUGCCCGUCUCGCGGCCGAGCUCUGGUGGUCAGAUGGCGAGAAGGCAAACCGACGAUCUAUCGUCGGCCUCACGUGGCGCUUCCACAGGCGCGAGUUCCUCGCUGGCAUCGCGAUGAGCUCUUGCUAUGGACUUUGCAAUGUCGUGUUGCGGCCGCUGCUGCUCAAGCUAACCAUCGAGCAGGAGAGGAGCGCGUCGCGACACAUGCUCUCGGAUCGGCUCUUCAGCGCGGUGUUUGGCAUGGCGCGGCGCUCGGGGCAGCGCUCGCGCGACGCGUCGGCGCUCGUGCAGCGCAAGGCGGUUCGUGUCCGGACUGGCGUGGGCGGCGGGAAGGUGCAGGCGAGCACGCUGAUCGGGUCGGACCUGGCGAGUCGCUACCUCUGCCUGCUGCCGAUGAGCUCUUCGGGCCUGGUCGGCGGCUGCGUGCUCCUCGUGCUCUCGCUCGGCUGGGCGGGCGUGAUCGGGAUCGCCGCCAUGGAGCCUCCUUGCGCCGUCCGCCUCGACGCGAGCACGGCGCGCACUACCCUAACCUUCUCCGGGCCCUGUUGUAGGCGGCUCGGGCUGCUCCGGCUCGUCAUCGGCGACAUCAAGCCGAUCAAGCUCCUGUCGUGGGAGGAGCAGUACAUGGACGCCAUCGACACGGCACGGCGCGGGGCGAGGGCGGGAGGAGGCUUGCUCGACGCCGCCGACGCGCUGAUCAUGCUCCCGACCGGCCUCGCCGAGUGGGCACGCAUCCAGGUCUCCUUCGCGCGCGUGGAGCGGUAUCUGGAGCUUCCGGAGCACGCGCCCCUGCCGCCCCUUCCGCCCCUCCCGCCGGCCACGCCUGACGCCGUCGGAACGCCGCCCCUCGAGGAGGCGGAGGCGGCGACCCCGCGACGGGACCUCGCGCGAGCCUCACCUAGCGACGGGGCGCCGUCGUGGGAGGCGACGCUCGAGGGAGGGGCAGCCGGCACGGCUCUGGCGAGGGUCGGCAGCGGCGGGCUCGAGGUGGGCGGAGACGAGGUCGUCGGUGUGGUGGGGCCAAUCGGGAGUGGAAAGUCGUCGCUGCUUUGUGCCGUGCUCGGGGAGAUGCCUCGCCUGGCAGUCGCCGGCAGCGGGCGCAUAGCAGACGCGGCGGGGCAGGCAAGGGUUUGGCCGGCGCAGGCGGCGGCGCUGGUUCGCUCCGUGUGCUACGUCCAGCAGCGGCCGUGCGUCCUGAGCUGCUCGAUCCUCGAAAACAUCACCUUUGGCGCCCCGCUACGGCGCCUUCGGCUCGCGCGCGCCAUCGAGGGGGCGUGCCUCGGACCCGACCUGCAGCAGAUGCCGGCUGGACUGGACACGCUGGUUGGCGCGCUGCGUGGCUCUUCUCUGCCGCAGAUGCGUGUCGCUCUCGCGCGUGCCCUCUACCAGAGGCACCCGCGCCCUCUCCUUCCGCCCGCAGCGGGAGGCAGGGGUCCAGCCGCAGCGGAUUGGACGGUCGCUCGCUGCUGUAGGCCGGCGCUGCUAUUUGCCGACGACCCGCUGGCGGCGGUGGACGCGCGGGUGGGUGCGCACCUCUUCCGCUCGCUACGCGAGUACGCGACGGGCGGGCGGGCAGUUGUCCUCGCGCUCAACCAGCUCCAUUUGGCGAGGCGCUGCUCGCGGCUCGCGUCUAACGAGGAGGGGCUCGUGGUCCUCGAAGCUGGACGCAUCACGGCGCAGGGUCCUUCAGCGGAGGUGGCCACGGACCACCUGUCGGCCUUCCCGUCUCCACAGGGCGACGAGGCGGGGUCUGCGGCAUCGGUCGGCGAUACGGGGUCCGAGAUUGCAGAGGCGGGCGCUUCGCCUGCAGAGGCGGGAGGCGCGCUGGGGGAGGAGAGGGACGGCGCAGUGGCCGAGCUGAGCGUCGCGGCGGCGGUCGAGUGCUCGGUGGCCGCAGCCAAGCUGGGGGCGCCGGCGCAGCGGACGGCGGAGGCGCGGCGCACCGGACACUUCAGCGGGUCGACGCUCCGCCGCUACCUCCGCUCGUUCGGCCGUUGCCACUUUGCGCUCUGCUGCGUGCUGGCGGCCGCUGCGUGGGGCCUGAUGGGCUUCAACGACCGCUGGUUGGCCGACUGGCUGGACCAUAACGAGGAGGAGGCCGAGAAGGCGGCCCGGGGGCAGGGGGGAGGGAGGGGCGGCGAUGGCGACGGGCGGUACAUCGGCGUGUACGUGGGCGGCACGGCGCUCUUCCUCUUCUUCCUCCUCGUCUCGUCGGCUACGGUGCAGGUGGGCUGUGCGCGAGCCGCCCGCUCGCUCCACGCGGAUUGUGUCGCCAGCCUGCUGCGCGCGCCGGUGCUCUACUUCGACUCGACGCCGAGCGGCAGGCUCAUCUCCCGCUUUAGCUCGGACUUCACCACGGCCGACAGCGCGCUCGCGCAGUUCGGCGACAACGUACUACAGUUCUCCGCCACCAUCCUCGCCUUCUUCGCGGUGAUCGCCCUAAUCAUCCCGUGGAUGCUAAUCGCCGCGGUGGUAAUCGUGGCGCUCACGGCGGUGCAGCUCGUCGCGGUCGAGAGGAGCCGCGAGGGGAGAGGCGGCGGGUCCAACCGUGAGGCCAAGAGGCUGGCGAACACGGCCAUGGCGCCGGUCCUCACUGACGUGGCCGAGGCGGCCGAGGCGGCCGAGCUGCUGCGGCAUUGCGCCUUUACCAAGCUCAACCUGGUCACAAACUCGCUCCAGAGCUGGUCCUUCCAGACUAGCUACUUCGUCAGCCUCUUCUUCUCGGCGGAUCGCCUCUCGCCCGCGGAGAGCGCGCUCGCGCUCAACUACGCCUUCGCGCUGCCGUAUUUCCUGAUGUUCUUUUCCCUCAAUGUUCUGCAAGUCACCGCCGCGCUCACGGCGCUCGAACGGCUGCUCGAGCUGCUCGACCUCCCGCAUGAGCCUGCGUGGCGCGUCCCCUCAACCCUCUCGGAGGAGCUGACCAACUUUGAGCAGACGGAGGAGCACGAAGGGCUCCAGUCAUGCGCCGAGGCCCUCGGCGACGCCAAGCUCCUCCGCCACAAGGACCCCGAAGUCAAGCUGCUCACCGCGUGCUGCGUCUCGGACGUGCUGCGCAUCUACGCCCCCGACACGCCGUACUCCCCCGACACGCUCAAGAACGUCUUUGAGGUGCUCAUCCAGCAGCUCAACGGCGUGCGCGACCCGAAGAGCGGCUCCUUCUCCCGCUACUUCUACCUCCUCGAGCGGCUCGCCAUGGUCAAGUCCUUUGUGCUGAUGAUUGACCUCGAGUGCCAGGACCUCAUCGAGUCCCUGUUCGAGGUCCUGUUCGACGUCACCUCCAAGGAGCACGGCGUGCGCGUCGAGGGCUUCCUCCUCGAGAUCCUCGUCGGCAUCAUCGAGGACCUCGACGCGGUGCCGCAGCCGCUGCUAGACGUCGUGCUCGAGAAGGUGGUGCAGCCAGCAAAGGCGGAGAAGCCGGCGGCGUACGCGCUCGCGCGCCGCGUGCUGCAGCGCUGCUCGAACGAGCUCAACGCGCCGCUGCACCACUUCCUGCAGUCGUGCCUGCCCAACUCGACCCUCGAGCGCGUCGAGUCGGACGUGCGCGACGAGUGGCCUCACCUCGUCGUCGAGGUCGCGAGCGCGGCGCCCGACGUGGUCAAGUACGUCGUGCCGCAGCUGAGCGAGGUCGCGACCAUGGAGGAGGAGGCGGUCCGGCUCAAGGCGACGCACCUGCUCGCAGACCUCUUCGAGUCGGGGCAGCGCGUGGAGCACGACUACCCCGCCCUCGUCACCGCCUUCAAAGGCCGGCUCAACGACGUGAGCGUCGAGGUGCGCCGCGCCGCCGUCGUGCGCUGCGUCGCGCUCGUCCAAAAGUCGGCGCUGCUCUCCGACCAGCUGCUACCGGAUCUCACGCAGCGGCUGUUCGACGGCGAGGACAAGGUGCGCGCCACCACCAUCAAGGCGGUGUGCGGCGCGUGCACACUGCGCGUCGAGCCCUUCGCCGAACUGCUCAAGGACAUCGGCGGACGCAUCUUCGACCGGCGCCCCGCGGUGCGCUCGGCGGCGCGCGCGGGCGUGUGCGCCAUCUACGCGCGCCAGAUGGGGACCGAGUUCAAGGCUGUCGCGGCGGAGGAGGUGUCCCCGCCGGAGGGCGUCGAGUGGGCGCCGGCGCGGCUGCUCCAGUGCUACGGCGCGGAGGCGGGCUCCGACCCCGCCUCGCGGCUCGAGCUCGAGGACUUGCUGCAGGACAAGCUGCUGCCGAGCUUCGCGGACGAGGCGGACGCCGAGGCGCUCCACGCGCGCGCUCUGACCGUCGCUCACGGCGAGCUCGCGCCGCUGCAGCGCAAGGCCUUCCUCUCGCUGCUGCGCGCCAAGCGGCUGUCGCAGGACCAGCUGCGCAAGUGGCUCGACCUGCACCGCGCCGUCAAGGAGAAGCGCGCGAGCGGCAGCGCCAAGGAGGAGAUGGCGAGGGU